Molecule: messenger RNA, 1011 nt
Organism: Trichoderma breve
Lineage: Eukaryota; Fungi; Ascomycota; Sordariomycetes; Hypocreales; Hypocreaceae
Exons: 1
Coding region: 1-1011 (336 amino acids)
Source: RefSeq, a predicted model, not a curated record
AUGAGUCCAUCAAUACCUGAAGAUAGUGAACCAGCUCAUGAUGACGUAUUCCAUCAAGAGAUAACCCAUGGACAGCUGGCAGUUCAAAAGGCAGUUCGAAAGGCAGCUCGAGAAGCACAUAGCGAACAGGCAGUUCGUAAACAAGCAGUUCGUGAUCAGGCAGCUCUAGAGGCAGCUCGUGAACAAGAAGAUCGUGACCAACCAUCUAGAAAACAACAAGCCCGCCAGGAAGCGGCUCGUCAAGAGGCAGCUCGUCAAGAGGCAGCUCGUCAAGAGGCAGCUCGUCAAGAGGCAGCUCGUCAAGAGGCGGCUCGUCAAGAGGCAGCUCGUCAAGAGGCAGCUCGUCAAGAGGCAGCUCGUCAAGAGGCGGCUCGUCAAGAGGCGGCUCGUCAAGAGGCAGCUCAUCAAGAGGCGGCUCGUCAAGAGGCAGCUCGUCAAAAAGCUCUUCACGAAACAGAAGCAGCUCAAAAAGCAAACAGCCAAGAAGUACAUCUCCAAGCAAAGCAAGCUCUCCAAAAAAAAGAGGCAGAUCGCAUUGCAGCGUUUGACGAAGAAGAUGCCGCUCGUCACAAAGCAUUUAAAUUAGAAGAAAAGGCACGCACAGAAGAGGCGGCUAAAAACAUAGCAGAGGCGGUGAAUAAAAUAACAGCCUUACAUGGACGUUCAGCAGCUCUCGAGGAGGAAGUAUCCCUUAAGUCGAAAGAGGCAGCUCGUUCAAGAGCAGCUAUACAAGAAUAUAAGAAGUUUCGAGAUACGGUUCGUAGCGAAGAGAGACUUCGUCGCAAGGAAGCAAAGAAAAAGAUAAACGAUUUUCAAGAAGAGCUGAAUCGUCAAGAAACAGAGAGAGCUCGUCAUGAAGCAUAUAUUAGAAGCCAACUAGAGCUGGAAAUCAGCUCGAAGAGUGGCGUAGAGGCCCUUAUGCAAGAUCUGUGGGAAGACGAGAGUGAACAGCGCUCCCCUCCGCUAAUACCUGAGGAAAUAAAUGCUGAUCUAUAUGGAGGCAUAGAAUAA